ACGGUACGUCAGAACUCUGCAGCCUAUGGUCCAAUUAUCUGUUGUCAACUCUAGAAUCCUGAAAAUUACACUAUUACAAGCGAAAUAUAACAUUUUAAUCUGUCUGAAGAGAAGUUCCUUACUCAUUAAGUAUUAUGCUGCAGUUCAUGCUCCUUUUCAGCCGACAAGGCAAGUUACGACUCCAAAAAUGGUACACGCCACAUCUAGAAAAGGUCAAGAAGAAGAUUACGAGGGAACUCAUCGCAACAGUACUAACACGAAAACCCAAAAUGUGCAAUUUCUUAGAAUGGAGAGACUAUAAGAUUGUUUAUAAAAGGUAUGCCAGUCUGUACUUCUGCUGCGCCAUUGAAGAGAAUGAUAAUGAACUCCUGACCCUAGAGAUCAUUCACAGAUACGUUGAGCUUCUGGAUAAAUACUUUGGUAGUGUAUGCGAACUAGACAUCAUAUUCAACUUUGAGAAAGCUUAUUUCAUGCUUGAUGAGUUGAUGCUCGGAGGCGAAAUCCAAGAGACAAGUAAAAAGAAUGUGCUCAAGGCUAUACAAGCACAGGACCUGUUAUCCGAGCCUGAUUUUUAUGAAGUUAACUGACCAUUGGAGUUAAAGUCUUCACCCGUAACCAGCAAGAGUUGGAGGCGACCCGCAAUGCCUUGGAAGAAAUGGGUUUCCUGUAGCUCCUACAUGUACUUGACCUUCAACCUUCGACCUCCUCCCCCUUCUCCCAAAUCUCCUCAACCUGCUUGCUCUGUUUGCUGUACAUUGUAGUCAAACCACCGAUAGAAAUGGCCGCCCAAUGGGAGAUAAAACCAUUCCAAUAGUUGGGGUUACGUAAUGAGUCACUGUAUUUUUGUUUCCUGUUGAGCCCCUAAAGGGCGGGGGGGGGGGGGGGAGUGGGGGGCACUCAACUAUAUUAUUGUGCACUACCGCACUGUACAUGGAUGUUGAUAGUUGGAAAAGUUUUCAAUGUUUUUUCUGGUUAAGAUUAAUCGCAAUAUGUGCAUAGCAUGUAAAGGGUGUAAAAACUGCCAAAAAUUUGAUAGAGGCUAUUCUUUUGAUUAAAGAGGAAAUUGUCCUUGAAAAGUUUAAUGUUUCUUGAGUACUUGACUAUGGGUACAGUAUGUCUUGUGGUGCACACUUUUGUUAGGUGUACAAAUAAUUGUGGUUGAGCAUGUAUUCAGCGAUAUAUAAGAGUGUGCCAAUGAUAUACUGUAUAACUUAUUUUUCUGUUGGACAAACCUUUCAUUUAUAGUUGUGAUGUCCCUUGGUUAUACAGAGUACAAUUACAUGUAGAAACUAGCUCAUUGAUACUUCUUAUGCCUCUCCAAGGUUUAUAUGUUAAAAGUGCUUAGAAAUGCAGCACAGGGCCCUGUCUUAUAAAGAGUUGUGAUUGAUCCAAUCAAUCUCGAUUAUGGAAAUCCAUAAAUGUCACUUAACUCUUCAUACAUGAAGAAUGUACACAACAUUCUUUAAGAAACAAAAGUCUAGACUGAUGCCUGCAUCACUUUAAAAAAAAAUGUAAAGGCAUACUUCAUGAAAGGACUUGUCGGAAAUUCUAUCAGACAGAUACCAUAACUGCUUCUCAGCCAAUCAAAAUCAAGGAAAGUUGUCAGAUCUGACAACUUGUCAGAUGACAUUGUUGAUGAAACGCUCUCUAGAUGUAGGCAUUGCUGGCUUUUCAUAGCUUUGAUUGAUCAGAUCAGUCAUAACUCUAUGUAAGAUCAACACAUUACCUGCUGCUGCUUCUGAAUACUGAUGUAUGUACGCUUUUGAAGUAAAAAUAGCUAUUCACCAGAUACUCCAUGGCUUCUUUAUCAAGGAUCGCCAAUCUCUAUCAUUGCAUGAAAAUACUUAGUUUACUUACAUGUACAUGUAUGUACGAGGAGGUGGUAUCAUAAUAUCGUUAAGACUUAACAAAACUUAAAUUAUGAUUCUAGCACAGUUUAGUCACAAAAUCUCACCCUCUGUGCCAUUUGUGUUGAAUUUGGCAUUGCAGUUCAAUAUCCCAACAUGGACAUUCCAAUUGAUGUUUUCAUUACAAUCACAUUAUUUUCUAAGAAAGAGAGGACUGGAGCAUAUUUGUUAUAAAUUUCUACUUAAGAUCAUAGGAGGAAUUCAGUGACUUUUUGGCUAAAUCAGGGACUUGAUCAAGUCAUUUUGUAAAGUUGUGAGUAACUUAAAAAGGCUACAACAAAAUUAUGAAAUGCGCUUCUGGAGAGGUUUAAAGAAAGGGAAUUAUAACAAAUGAUUGUUAUUGUAAAUGCUCUUUUCUUUGUGCUCAUGCAUGAAUGUCAUCCCUUCCUUCAUCCUCUCUUCCAAAUUGUGCCAACUGACAUUUUGAAGAGAAAAGAGAAAAAAAUAUAUUUAUCAGGAGCUUUCAUGAUUUCAUUUUUUUUUCUUCAAAGAUUGUUUAUAUCUAAUGUAUGUACCUAAUGAAACAUUACUAUUCUUCAACAUGAAUGAUGGCAUGUUGUCUUUUAAAUUUGUCUAUAUGCUUGUAGUAUCCAUUUGAGUAAUAGUGGUUCAAUGUUUGAUCCUUGUGAUACACCACAUUUAUAAUCACUAUUUUCCAAUAGAAUUAUGAUUUUGUCUUUCAUCACAUAGCAUAUGAUUUUAUGAUGUCAAAUAUUUAAACAAAUAUUGAUUGUUUAGGGUACUAAAAUUAGUUUAUAUGGUGCAUAUUAUUGUUAGGUAAUAUUUAUUGUAGAGUAACAAAUCUAACGUGAUGAUUAAUUUGUAUGAUUAUGUUGCAAAAUAUCCACAUGAUACAAUGAUAUAUUUUACUAUUGAUAGAGAAGUAUUAUUCAUACUGUCUGAUGUGUAACUUUUGUGUUCUUGAUCUAUUGUUUAUUUUGUAGGAAAACUACACAGUACUACAUUUUUCUGCUUUGACGAGUACAUUUGUCAAUCAGAAGACAGAUAUCAGAUAUAUGUUUGUUUUGUUAUUAUGUCACCCUGUCUUGCAGUGGCACUUUAGGCUAUCAUCAGAAGAUUCACCAUAAGGUCAAACUGCAUGCGACAGAUAACCAUAGUCAAAUCAAGACAUUUGUUUAACAAAUCAUUGCAAAAUCCAAUUUAAAAAACAGGAUGACAAUACUUAAAGGUCAAGUCCACCCCAGAAAAGUGUUGAUUUGAAUAAAUAGAGAAAAAUCAAACUAGCAUAACACUGAAUAUUUCAUCAAAAUUGGAUGUGAAAUAGGAAAGUUAUGACAUUUUAAAGUUUUGCUUAUUUUUCACAAAACAGUGACAUGCACAACUCAGUAACAUGCAAAUGAGACAGACGAUGAUGUCCCUCACUAUUUCUUUUGUUUUUUAUUGUUUGAAUUGUACAAUAUUUCAUUUUUUACAGAUUUGACAAUAAGGACCAACUUGACUGAACCAUAUAGUAUUAAACAAUGCUAAUACCACAUGUUCAGGGAGCAAUUGUUGUUUCACUUGACAUUGAGGAGAAAAUUAGAAUAUUUCAUAUUUCGUGUAAUAAAAUACAAAAGAAAUAGUGAAUGGAUGACUUCAUAUUAAAGUCUCCUCGUUUGCAUACCCACCAGGAUAUGCAUACAACUGUUCUGUGAAAUCAAGUGAAACUUUAAAGUGUCAUAACUUACAUCCGAUUUCGAUGAAAUUUUCAGUGUUGUUUGUUGGAUUUUUCUCUUGUUAUUCAAAUCAACUUUUUGUUGGGAUGGACUUGUCCUUUAAGCAUGACACCUGAAUCAAUGGGGUUUUUUUUAGCUCAAAGUUUCUUUGAAUGCAACCAGAAGCAGUAUAUCAUGUCAGUACUAUUCUUUAGUACUUUUUUCAAAUAUAUUUGUACAUUUUAGCAUUUCUGUUGCUAAUUUUGUUCAUCAAAUGUUUGGAAACUGAUGUGAGAAUAAUUGCCUUUAUAGCCAAGUUUAACUUGAACUUUUUGAAGCAAACCUCUUGGAAAAACUCGAAAAUCUGUAGUCUUCUUGCAAUGAAACCCAGGUGGGUGUUUCAUAAAGCUGUUCGUAAAUUUACGCACGACUGGAACAUGUUCUUAGGUCAUAAAACAAUUACAUAGGGAUAUCACACAGCACAAGAAAGGAUCACCAGUUGUGCGUAAAGUCAUUCGUAUCUUACGAACAGCUUUAUGAAACACCCACCUGUUCUUUGAAAGGGUGAGCAAGAGUUCUGAUGCAACCAGCAACUGGUACUCAACACAUAACAAAUUUCUUGCAAUUAUGCAGUGAAGGUAUGAUAUAAUAUACAUGUAGUGCUUUGCUUGUUAAAAAAAAAUCAGAAGUCAUGGUUUUACUUGCUAAGCAUGCAGUUUAAAACAUUGUUUACAUUUCCAAAAAUGGAGUACAGGUGUAUGAGAAUUUGCAAAUGUGUAACAAGUUUUGGCACAGUAAUUGAUUGAUACACUGGAUUGGCGAACACUAGAUUUCAAAUUUAUGAAUUUGCAAAUGAUAUUUAAAGAUUUGUGCCUUCAUUUGAACAUGAUUUACAUGUAAUGCCGCCUUAUUAAAUAUGAAGGUGCAUCUGUAUUGGCACAGACUGUA
Messenger RNA from Lytechinus pictus (painted urchin), 4510 nucleotides. RefSeq names its product AP-1 complex subunit sigma-2-like. The record is from RefSeq and is a predicted model, not a curated record. Gene Ontology annotation, cellular component: membrane coat; intracellular membrane-bounded organelle; AP-1 adaptor complex. The transcript is spliced from 6 exons. Lineage: Eukaryota; Metazoa; Echinodermata; Echinoidea; Temnopleuroida; Toxopneustidae. Gene Ontology annotation, biological process: vesicle-mediated transport; intracellular protein transport. The coding region runs from base 135 to 587 and encodes 150 amino acids. Gene Ontology annotation, molecular function: clathrin-cargo adaptor activity.